Messenger RNA from Polyodon spathula (Mississippi paddlefish), 1350 nucleotides. RefSeq lists its product as uncharacterized. Gene Ontology annotation, molecular function: ubiquitin protein ligase activity. NCBI's taxonomy places the organism in Eukaryota, Metazoa, Chordata, Actinopteri, Acipenseriformes, Polyodontidae. The record is from RefSeq and is a predicted model, not a curated record. The transcript is spliced from 4 exons. Gene Ontology annotation, biological process: protein ubiquitination. The coding region runs from base 103 to 567 and encodes 154 amino acids.
CCUGCCUGCCUGUCUGUCCUGGAGGACCCCAAAGAGACACUUUUGGGAGCUGUGAGGAUUUAUUGGCUGGAACUGAACUCAGAUUCUGAGAUCCAGUUAGCAAUGGUGCCAUCCGAGGAGAUGGAGUGCGGGGUGUGCUACCUGCCCUACUCCCGCUGCGGCCGCGAGCCUCGCCUGCUGCACUGCGGCCACGCGUUCUGCAUGGAGUGCCUGGUCUGCGUGGCGCGGGAGAGGGUAGGCAUGCUCACACUCUGCUGCCCGCUGUGUCGGCAGACAACCAGUGUGGGACGAGGGCUCAGACUGCAGGAGGUGCUGUGGGUGGACACUGUGGUGUGGAACCAGAUACCAGAGAACGAGGAGGAGGAGGAGGAGGAAGAGGAGCAGGAGGACCAGAUCAAAGUGCUCACUGAGGGGCAGCCUGAAUGCUCAGCCCCACUUCGCUUGAGGCCAAAGCUCAAGAUCCCUUCAUUCCUGAAAAAACUCAAUUUCCUGAGGUACAGGAGGAGCACCGAAGAAAGAUGUAACAUUGAAAUAAGAGCCUGGCGCAGGAGGUCCAGUGAAACAUGAGAGGGAUUGCCAGUACCCCUGUCUCCACAUAGAGAGACGAGAACAGGGUGGAGUCAAAGGUCUGAAACCGAACAAGCCUGUUUGGCAAACAGCUGCACAGCCAGGCACGGAACCACUGCUCAGGAAAACAACAAAUUGAAGUCACCCCAGUUCAGAUGCUGCCCCGGGAAUACCUAAUUACCACAGUGAUGAGACUUGUCAUUGCAGUACACACACAGUUAUACAGGAUGAUUCAUACUUCACUUGAGGGUACGUGAAGGAAGAUAUGCAAAGUCUAUGAUAUAGACACUCUGUGAUAGUUUCCCCAGAGGGUUGCUCAAUAAUGUCAACAUGUAUGUAGAAUUGAAAACAAUAGAAAACAACAAUGUUGACAGAAUUCUGAAUCACCCUGUAUAUAAAUGGGAUAAAAGCUGGUAACAAGAAGGACUAAAAAUGGACUGCUAACUUGCCUAAGACCUCCCCACAAGAAACUGGAAACAGAAGAAGAUUAAGACCAAGAGAAAGAAUUGCAGAGCAGUUUUGAUGAAAAAAAGGUCUAUACAUAAUCAUAUUUCCCUAGUAGGUAAUAUUUCUUAAUAAAAAAAACAGGCUAUUCAUUUUUGAUUCAUUGAAAGUUUCAGGAACCCAUACCAUUAACACCUGACACAGUGAAAGUGCUCUGACCCCCUCUCCUGUUAAAGUAAUCAGUAACCUGGAAUGACAGCUAUCUUUCUGUGAAUUACACUCAGCCACCCUUUCCAGGGAUUUUCAGAUUGCAACAUGAUAUUUAAUUGUCAACCCAUU